AUGUCUACCCACGACGAUACUGUCCGCAAUCCGGCGGCCGAAUCCAUCCCCGAGGCCCCUGAUGCAGCUGAGGCUGCGGCCGAGCAGCCUGGCCCAACGACGACGGGUAAUGCUCCAGCCAAGCCCGAGGAGGCAACGCCGGUCAAGCCUGCAGCUUCACGAUCUACCGCGGUAGCUUCCAAGACAACGACGAAGCCCGCAGCAUCCAAGCCGGAGCCCACGAAGCCUCGGACAACGACCAAGCCUGUAGCCACAACAAGAGCUACUGGAGGCGUGACUGCUGCUAAGAAACCGGCUCCUGUCAAGAUUGGUGCAAAUGACACGGGCUUCGUGAAACCAAAACCGAAAUCUCCUACCAAGCCUGUGAACCUGCCAUCGUCUUUGAUGGCCCCAACAGCCGCUUCUGCCCACAAGGGCGGCGCCAGUCGACAGUCGAAUCUUCCCCAGUCCGCCAGCGCACAUGCUGUUGGCGCUUCUGCCGCGUCAAAGCCCGUGAAGCGUCAGAACUCUGCCGCAACUCGUCAGCGACCCAGCCUAGGAGUUCCUUCUGUCAGCAAACUCUCACAAGAGUCAACCUCUCACAAGAGACAGAGCCAUGUUGACGAGGGCUUCCUUGCGCGUAUGAUGCGUCCUACUGCAGCGUCAUCUAGCAAGACUACGGAAAAGGGAACUCCUACCACCCCACCAAAGAAGUCCGCGCCGCGCCUUUCAAACGUUGGUGGCGAAAACGUGAAGCGCCCCGCUAAGAGCCCUGUGCCUAACCGUGCCGCCUCUGUUGCCCGAUCUAGAGAAGUCACUUCACGGGCUGAAAAAGUACCUGCUAAGCCUGCAACCGCCAAGACAGCAUCGUCCAUAGUCAAGGCAGCUGCUGUUCCUGCAGCUGCAGCCACCACCGCCGUCGCUGGUGCUGCUGCAGUUGCUGGCAAGGUGAUCACUGACUCCACUGCGUCCAAGCUUGCCGACAAGCUUCAAGAUGUCGGAAUUGAGGAGCCAAAGGAGGAGCCAAAGCAGGAAAUGAGCAACGCACCAGAGGCUGACCAUCUACCCGUCGCUGAACAUGAUCUCGAAGCUGAACAACAGCCCAAGCCGGAGCCUGAGCUCGAGGCGGAACCCGAGCCUGAGGAGCUGGCCGAGGACGUGCCUGUGGAAGACGUAGAGCCCGAAGCUGAGUUUGAGAAGCAACCCGAGCCUGAGCACGAGACUCUGGAGGAGCCUGCGGAGGAGCCCGUGGAGGAGUCUAUCGUGGAGGAGUCUAUCGUGGAGGAGUCUAUCGAAGAGCCCGCGCAAGAGCUUGAAACUGUCGAAGAUACCCAGCGCGAAGUUGAAGAGGAGCACGAAACCCGUCCCGCCGAACACAUCGAUGAGGCCCAGCCUUCUACUCAGGAGGAAGAGCCUGCUGCAGCAAUCGUUGCCAAGGAGCCCCUCAAGGAGGAACAGUUUGCCCAUGAAGAGCCUGCGGCCCUUGAGGAGCUUGCUCUUGAAGCUGCCCAGGUCGAGACUGCCGAAGAGGUGAUGGAAAUCGCUGAAGGGGCUGAUCCUGAACCCCCUGCCAGCCUAGACAAUGCCACCAGACCUACGCAGCCCGUUGUUGAGCACGCCUCAACUGAGAAAGGCAUUGUGCAUAAUGGUCAUCUUGAUAAGGCCGGCGUUGCUGCUGAUGCUGAGCCUACCCCUACCCUGCCGAAGCUUGCCGAACACACUCUGGAGCACGCUGAGCACGCCGAGCCUGCCGCUGAUGAGUCUGUCUGCAAGGAUGCUAACACGGCCGCGUAG
Messenger RNA from Cordyceps fumosorosea ARSEF 2679, 1773 nucleotides. RefSeq lists its product as hypothetical. The record is from RefSeq and is a predicted model, not a curated record. The transcript has a single exon. Bases 1 to 1773 code for a protein of 590 amino acids. NCBI's taxonomy places the organism in Eukaryota, Fungi, Ascomycota, Sordariomycetes, Hypocreales, Cordycipitaceae.